AAUCCAUAAACCUCAUCAUCAAGUACUUUCAAUUUGCAACUAGUCCACCUAUCAAAACAAGAGAGAAAAAAAAACACUAAGAAAUAUCAUCAUCAAAUUCUUGCAAUUCUCCAUAUCUAGAGAGCAAAGAAAAGAAAAAAAAAACAGAGAAAUAUAUUAAUUUUAGGCAAGCACAAAAAAAAAGUGACAAAAAAAAAUGGCAGAUAGUUCGGUAUCAUUUUUAUUGGACAAACUGUCUUGGUUACUUCAAGAAGAAGUGAACCUACAAAAAGGGGUCCGUGAAGAUGUUCAAUACAUCAAAGACGAACUCGAACGCCACAAAGCAAUCUUAAUGGUAGCUGAUUCAUUGGAACACAAAGAUCCUGAACUCAAAGUAUGGCUUAAAAGUGUAAGAAAUAUUGCUCAAGACAUGGAAGAUGCUAUAGAUGAAUACAAUCUUCGUCUUGUUGAUCAUCAUCAACAAGGUAAGAACAAUUCUUCUAUUCAUAAGCUUGCUUUUGGGUUCAAGACUAUGAAAGCUAGACACAGAAUAGCUACAGAUAUACAAGGAAUCAAAUCCAAAGUUGAAAAUAUCUCUCAUGGACGUCCAAACAUAUCUGGUGUAGGUUCAAGCUCAAGUCAAAGACGUUCAUCAAGGCUUGAUAGUCAAGGUGAUGCCCUUUUGCUAGAGGAAGCUGAUUUAGUUGGAAUUGAAGAACCAAAGAAGCAGCUUUGUGAUCUGCUUUUCAAAGAUGAAUCAAAUAGAGCUGUGAUUUCAAUCCAUGGUAUGGGAGGUUUAGGGAAGACAACAUUGGCAAAACAAGUCUAUGAAGAUCCAAAAGUAAAGAAAUAUUUCAGGAUUCAUGCUUGGGUUAAUCUCUCACAAUCUUUCAACAUGGAAGAGAUACUGAAAGACCUUGCACAACAACUCCAUAAUGUUAUUGGAAAACCAGCUCCAGAAUCAAUUGGAAUGAUGAAAAUUGACAAUCUGAAAGAGUUUAUCAAGAACUUUCUUCAGAGAAGUAAGAAAUAUCUAAUUGUGCUUGAUGAUGUGUGGCAUGUGAAUGUAUGGGAUGCUGUGAAGCUUGCUUUGCCUAAUAACAACUGCGGCAGUAGAGUGAUUCUUACCACGCGCAAGAAAGAUGUAGCUUUGUAUUCUUGUGCAGAAUUAGGUAAGGAUUUUCACCCUGAAUUCUUACCUAGGCAAGAAGCUUGGUCUCUUUUUUGUAGGAAGACAUUUCAAGGUAACUCAUGUCCUCCUCAUCUUGAAGAAGUUUGUAGGAAGAUCUUGAAAUUGUGUGGAGGGUUGCCAUUAGCAAUUGUGGCAAUCAGUGGUGCUUUGGCUACAAGAGAAAGAUCAAACAUAGAAGAGUGGAACAUGGUUUGCAGAAGUUUUGGUUCAGAAAUUGAAGGCAAUGACAUAUUGGAAGUUAUGAAAAAAGUACUUUCCUUAAGUUUCAAUGAAUUGCCUUACUAUCUUAAAUCAUGUUUGAUGUAUUUAACCGUCUUCCCGGAAUUUCACGCUAUCGAGCAUAUGAGAUUGAUUCGACUGUGGAUAGCUGAAGGGUUUGUGAAAGAUGAAGAUGGUAAGACACCGGAGGAAGUUGCAGAUAGUUACCUUAAGGAGCUUUUGAACAGAAGUUUAAUCCAAGUGGUAGAAAAAACAAGUGAUGGAAGGAUGAAUACAUGUCGAAUGCAUGGUCUUACGAGGGAAAUUGUUAAUUUGAAGUCAAGAGAUCAGAACUUUGCAACAAUAGCCAAAGAUAAAGACAUGGUAUGGCCGGAACGAGUUCGCCGUUUAUCGGUGAUAAAUUCAUCACAAAAUGUAUUUCAACAAAAUAAGACUACAUUUCAACUUAGGUCUCUGCUAAUGUUUGCAGUAUCAGACUCACCCAAUAAUUUUUCUAUCCAUGACGUAUGCACCUCCAGUGGUGCUAAGUUGCUCACUGUGUUAGACUUGCAAGAUGCACCUUUGGAGGCUUUUCCUGCUGAAAUUGUCAACCUUUACCUUCUGAAGUAUCUAAGUUUGAAGAAUACAAAGGUUAAAAACAUUCCAGGAUCCAUUAAAAAGUUGCAAUACUUGGAGACAUUAGAUCUUAAACACACUGGUGUCACUGAAUUGCCGGCUGAAAUUGCAGAGCUGAAACGAUUACGCCAUCUUCUGGUGUAUCGUUACGAUAUUGAAUCAUAUGCUCAUUUCCACUCAAGGCAUGGCUUCAAGGUGGCUGCGCCUAUAGGAAACAUGCUAUCUUUGCAAAAGCUUUGUUUCAUAGAGGUAGAUCAAGGAAGUGGAGCCUUGAUGGUUGAGUUAGGAAAACUUACUCAACUUAGGAGGCUAGGCAUUAGAAAAAUGAGGAAAGAAGAUGGUGCUGCUUUGUGUUCAUCGAUUGAGAAAAUGGUCAAUCUUACAUCACUAUCUAUAACUGCAAUAAAUGAAGAUGAGAUAAUUGAUAUUCACAGCAUUUCAAAGCCUCCUCAGUAUCUUCAGAAGUUAUACUUGAGCGGACGUUUAGAGAAGUUUCCACAAUGGAUCAAAUCUUGCAAGAAUUUAGUCAGAGUUUUCUUAAAAUGGAGCAGGUUAAAGGAGGAUCCUCUGGUGUACCUUCAAGAUUUGCCAAAUCUUCGACAUCUUGAGUUUCUUCAAGCUUAUGUUGGUGAGACAUUGCAAUUCAAUGCAAAAGGGUUUCCAAGUCUGAAGAUGUUAGGCCUUGAUGAUUUAAAAGGACUGAAAUACAUGAUAAUUGAGGAAGAAGCAAUGCAAGGUCUUAAAAAGUUGGUCAUUCAGCAAUGUGGCUCAUUCAAGAAUGUACCAUUAGGCAUUGAAUACUUAACUAAGCUAAAAGCAAUUGAGUUAUUUGAUAUGCCUAUAGAAUUGAUUAUGGCACUGCGUCCAAAUGGAGGCGAAGAUUAUUGGAGAGUACAGAAUAUUCCAACAAUUUAUUCUACUUAUUGGAGGGAUCAUGGUUGGGAUGUUUAUCCAAUAAAGACUUUUGGGGAGAUAGAGAGUGAUAUCGAUCAUAGUAUUGCAUUGAGGACUCUUCAGCUUCCUACUCUUUCGAAGGUUUAACUUUUUUUAUGUUGAUUUAUUUAUUGUUUUAAUAAACACUGCAUAUGUGACAGUGGUGUAAAUUGUUGUUAAAGUGUCAUGUUGCAUACUUUAAGGAUGGGAAUCGUUUAGUUUUCCGUUAUGUAAUAUGCAUAAGUGACAGUAUAUUUAUGUUAAGUCUCAACCAAAUAAAUCAGGGAGCAUAAUCUGUUUUCUGAACUCUUUGAGAUUACAGAAUAAAUAAUAAUGUAAUUUUAAUUUA
Molecule: messenger RNA, 3287 nt
Organism: Trifolium pratense (red clover)
Lineage: Eukaryota; Viridiplantae; Streptophyta; Magnoliopsida; Fabales; Fabaceae
Product: disease resistance protein RPM1-like
Exons: 2
Coding region: 197-3046 (949 amino acids)
Biological process (GO): defense response to other organism
Molecular function (GO): ADP binding
Source: RefSeq, a predicted model, not a curated record